ACACACACACACAGAGCAGCAGCAUGGCUAACAUCGCGGUGCAAAGGAUAAAACGUGAAUUUAAAGAAGUCCUUAAAAGCGAAGAGACAAGUAAAAACCAGAUUAAAGUCGACCUGGUGGAUGAGAACUUCACGGAACUAAAAGGGGAGAUUGCGGGACCGCCCGACACACCUUACGAAGGUGGUCGAUACCAGCUAGAAAUUAAAAUUCCAGAAACAUAUCCCUUCAAUCCUCCGAAGGUACGGUUUAUUACAAAGAUCUGGCAUCCCAACAUCAGCUCAGUAACUGGUGCCAUAUGUCUGGAUAUUUUAAAGGACCAGUGGGCGGCGGCCAUGACACUCCGGACAGUGCUGCUGUCCCUACAGGCGUUAUUGGCAGCAGCUGAACCAGACGAUCCACAGGAUGCAGUGGUGGCCAAUCAGUAUAAGCAGAACCCAGAGAUGUUUAAGCAGACGGCUCGGCUCUGGUCACACGUUUACGCAGGUGCACCAGUCUCCAGUCCAGACUACACACGUAAAAUAGACAAACUCUGUGCUAUGGGUUUUGAUAAAAACGCAGUAAUAGUGGCACUGUCGUCAAAAUCCUGGGACGUGGAGACGGCAACGGAGUUGUUGCUUAGCAACUGAACUGGCAGCACCAUGAUCAACACCCACGUCCCGAUAUUCAGAUUUUUCCACACCCCUGACUCCACCCAUGUCCCAGUCGGAUUCACUUCCUAUAUGGAUAAAUUGCACCUUGACCCCCCCAACCCACUGCACCUACAAGCCCCUUCCAUCUCUCUCUCUCUCUGUCCAUUUUACAUUGCAGUCCCUUCCUAAAACCCUCACCUAUUCAUGUCUCCGUUUUCUCACCAUAUAUAUAUGGUCUUUUUAUUUAAUGUCGCCAUCUCUCACUCUUUUUACCUUUUUGAGUUGAUUGUGCCUUUCCCCUUAACAGUAUUUCUCCCCUUCUCCCCUUUAUCAUUUUCAUCUUCAGUCCUCCUCAUACUGAUCACACAAUUCUCACCACCAUGCUGGACAUUUCCCAAAACUGCCCCUCUCUCUGUUUUGCACAAUCGCUCAAGCUCUUUUAUGUGGAAUCUCAUUUCUACAAUGCCAGUAAAUUAAUUAAAUAAAAAUUUUAAACACACAAACACAACUCUCACAUGUGACACAGAGAAUGUUACCAUAAAAGAUCAAGACUGGAAUACAAACAAACAAGAAAGAAAGAAAGAAAACGAGUAGUUAAUGAUGUAAACAAGAACCAUGCUCUCUGAACAAAGGCUUGACUGCAGAAACAGCAGAAGAGAAAAAAAAGAUUUCAUCUAAAAACAAAUUCAUCUGUAAAUAAAGCUAUUAAAGUCUGUAUAAAUUAAAGCAAUGUGGCAAUGCUUUUAUUUAUUAUUGUUUUAAGGAAACGUGAAAUAAAAAGAAAUGUUUCAUGGCUAAUACAGCAA
Molecule: messenger RNA, 1435 nt
Organism: Clarias gariepinus (North African catfish)
Lineage: Eukaryota; Metazoa; Chordata; Actinopteri; Siluriformes; Clariidae
Gene: ube2ka
Product: ubiquitin-conjugating enzyme E2Ka (UBC1 homolog, yeast)
Exons: 7
Coding region: 24-626 (200 amino acids)
Biological process (GO): proteasome-mediated ubiquitin-dependent protein catabolic process; protein polyubiquitination
Cellular component (GO): nucleus
Molecular function (GO): ubiquitin conjugating enzyme activity; protein binding
Source: RefSeq, a predicted model, not a curated record